This is a messenger RNA of Ectocarpus siliculosus, 1462 nucleotides long. NCBI's taxonomy places the organism in Eukaryota, Phaeophyceae, Ectocarpales, Ectocarpaceae. The record is from the annotation of a GenBank genome assembly.
UGAGAUGAGAUAUGCCGCAGCCGACACGCAUGCUGCUCCUCCUCACUGACGCUUUACUCUCCGUCUUGCGUGCUGAGAGGCGGGGAGAGACUCAAACGUCAACCUGUUUUGACGUUGGCUGCUGAUUGGCUCGAGCAUCAACCCUCUUAGCUAUCAAAGCGUGUUUAUUAUUGUGCUAUAGUCAAAUGCAUACGAUUAAGCGGACGUGUCCGUCCACUGGCGACGGAGCAACUCCAACGGGCCGUGGUACCACGAAGAGCAACAGCAGCAGCGGCAGUACCAGCACAGAGGCGCCGGACAAAAAUGCGUACGGGGAAUAUCAGAGCGGAAGCGCGGUCUACAAAGCUCUCGGCCUGGUGUGCAGGAGUGGGUUUGACAACGUGGGUUGCGAGUCGACUCUAAGCCUCGUGUGCGUUUCGUACUGCAACACCCUGCGGGAGAGUCUGCGCUGGAAAUUGACGAUAGCGCAAAGCACGCCAGCUCGCUUGAUCAACGUCCUUCGCCCUGCUGCUGCCGCUGGUGCGAACGAGGGACGUUGUGACAGGAUUCAAGUUCCAGUGGCAAUCCAUCAUCUUACGUACGAUUUGCAGGACUUCCCGACCGAUGUGGUCUGGCCUCGCGACCUUCGUCGGUUAUCUUUCGGCGAUAAUUUCAACGGCAGCAUCGAGGGCGUGCGGUGGCCCGCCCGGCUAGAGAUCAUUUGGCUGGGCCAGAGCUUCAAUCACCCUGUGGAGAAUGUGGAGUGGCCAUCCUUGAAACAGUUAAGGUUUGGGCGCGCCUUUGAUCAAGACGUCGAGCGUGUGCGAUGGCCGAGUGGUCUCGAGCAACUGGUGUUUGGGCACCAGUUUAACCGCCCUAUCGCCGGCAUGAAAGAGUGGCCGCCUUCUCUCCUCGUGCUGUCGUUCGGCCACGCCUUCAACCAGGGCGUUGCCGGCGUAACCCUACCUCCUCGCCUGGAGUUCCUGGAGUUCGGGCAGAACUUCAACCACUCGAUCGACGAGCUCUCUCUGCCGCCCACCCUUCAGCACAUCAGAUUCUCUCACAAGUUCGACCAGAACCUGGACCAGGCUUCCUGGCCGCAGUCCCUGCGUACCGUGUGGCUUUGCGGCACCUUCGCCCAGCCGAUCAGGGACGUCGUGUGGCCGGCGGCCCUCAAGGUGCUUGCUCUGCCGGCGAGGUUUGGGAGACAGGGAGAACACGAAGAUGGCGAUGACGAUGAUGUUGAUCAAUGGCGGGCCGUUCUGCCUGUCGGCUGCCGGUUUCAGCGAGCAGUGUGCGGCUAGUCUACGGGAAAACCGACACCAUAGACACCAAAACAAAAGACUCCGCCGCCAAGUGAUGAUAUUCCUCCGCAGUUCCCGUUGAGUUGGUUGGACAACGCCGAGAGUAUGUUGUUGUGCUGGCCGGGUUUUGCUCUUGCACCGUGCCGAAGCGCCGUUCAAGACAAAGAAAUCUAGCAACC